AUGUGGUGGGCUACAAAAGGGCCGUGGGUGAACCUGCCUAUUUACAUCAAGGUUCUCUGGAUUUACCUCUUCAGUUUAACUUAUGCCAAUUUCACAACAAAAGCCCUCAACACCGCCCCCUUCAGUGAUUUCAGGGCGCGACCAUGGAACUUGCAUGGAGCACAGGACUUCUAUCCCUGUACCUUCAAACGAAGUUCACCGGAGGUGGAGGACCCGGAUAUGAUUGAGUGCGAGCAAAAGGCCAGUCAGAUGAUGGGAAAUACUAUUCCUACAAUCUACCCGGACGACAGGGUGGUUCGUGAGAUCCGGAUCAACAUUGAAGCCGAGCUGACGUUUAUACCAGCUAGGGCCUUCGAGUAUGUAGGCCCAAGUCUUCACACACUCACAAUUUGUGGCGGUGGGCUGCGUCUCACUCGAAGAGGAGCUUUUGAUGGAAUAAGUAGUCAACUGUACGAUUUGCGCCUUGUGAACAAUGGACUCCGCUCCAUUAAGGAAACAGCCUUCGAUGGGUCGCUAUGCGCCAAGUCCAUCAAACGUCUUGCGAUUGAACAACAGCCUCCCAAUAGUGAAUGGAUUAAGGACCUGAGAAAGUGGGCGAAGGAUAUGAAGGCGCUGGAGGAAGUCUCCCUGAGCGGCAAUGAUCUUUCUACCACACGAGAACUGGACUUUGGGCAGAGUGUCAACAGGGCGUUAAGAUUGCUGCGUCUUGAAAAUUGUUCACUCACCGCGAUUGGGCCUCGGGGCGGCCUCAGCCUGGAACGUAUCGGUGACCACCUACGCGAGUUAUAUGUUGGAGGCAAUCUUUUUAAUGUGACGGAUCAGAAUUCCAAGGACGCGCUCAUGGGAGUAGUUAGAUUUAGCCAACUUCAGCUACUCAGUUUCGCAGGCAACCGCGGUAACAUGACUCGUCUGCCCGACUGGUUGGGUAAAACAACAAUAAGAAGUCUGGAUUUGUCACACACCCACCUCCAGCAGAUUGGGCCCGGCGACCUGCCAAAAGAACUACAGACGCUAAAGUUACAGGCCUGCACCCCACAUGAACUCGAGCCAACUUGGAGCCAGAAGAUGGUGGGGUUGAGAGAACUUGUGCUUGAUGAAACAGACCUUAAGACUAUAAUGGUGGGCAACACUUCGGACGCAUCCGACUUCGAGCUAGCCAGAACGCGAAUAGACCUGUUGGGGUUUUCCAACCUGCGUAAAGUGCUGAUUUCACGGAAUUACCUCACCUACCUCCCCAGUGGGACUUUCCGUUCUGUCCCGCGGUUGCGAGAGCUCCACGUGAGAGAUAACCUGCUGCAGAGCAUUGGCGACCCCAACUGGAGUGGUCAGUAUGAUAAGCACAGUCGCGAGGAUGGACAACUGCGGAUAAUCGAUCUCACCAAUAACGCCAUCACAACACUCAGCCGAUGCAGUCCGGCACUUGCAAUGCUACAACAGGAGAUGCAUCCGGACUGCAAUCGACGCAAGGACUUGUACGAAGAGACAUUUCAACGCAGCUGUCGAUCUCUGCCUCCACCGAAGCCCCCUGUCGAGACAGAAGACAGCACCACAGCAGCUGAUGAUGAUGAAUUUCACUACAUCUUUCGACCGCUGCCACCACAGAAGAUCAUACGCAUCAAAGAGGACUACGCCAUCUUUUACCUGCGGUUCUGGCCUGUGGAGGGGGAGGAGGAAGCUCUGCAUGGACCUUUUACCUCGCAUGUGACGAUAAAAGGUGCUGGAAAGCAGGAAUACAUCUUCUCAGCCCAGCCAGUGUACAGUAACAGGGCCUAUACGAGGAGGCGGGAGAAGAAACGACUGUCAGCAUCUUCAUCGGAGUCCAAACAACGAUUAUCAUCGACUAGCGCUAUCUGGGUUACGGACUCUAUCUACGCUACAAUGCACGGCAGCCCAGCCAGAGUGUCACUGCUACGGGACAGUAUGCAGCGACCAAUGAAUCCGGAUGGCAGUGUGUAUGAGGUGCUGGAGGACUUUAAUGCGGGAGACGCUCAUACCAAACGGGCACCCCAUGGUAUCGGUAGUCCCUCAAUGAGCGAGCGUUCCAUGCCAAAUUUACAUUACUGGAUGUGCUACACCUCGGCCAACAACCUCGUCUCGCCGGUUCAUCCAAAAUACACAGAAACCGGCUACUCCGGGCUGGAGAACAUCUCUGGCGCAGAAGAUUCGUCGCAGCGCAGGAGAACCCAGUCCUGGAACACGAAGGGCGGCAGCGACUCGAAAAAGCAAAAGCCCCUCGCCUGCUAA
Messenger RNA from Dibothriocephalus latus, 2244 nucleotides. NCBI's taxonomy places the organism in Eukaryota, Metazoa, Platyhelminthes, Cestoda, Diphyllobothriidea, Diphyllobothriidae. The record is from the annotation of a GenBank genome assembly.